GCAGCAGCGGGAGGAGGAGGAGAGACGGCGCGCGCUCGCGAUGGAGGAGGACGGCCGGAGCGCGGCGGCAGGUGGACUCCGCGGCCCUCGCGCCUCCGCGCGCCGGUGACCCGCCAUGUCGAGCCGCUGGAGCGCCUGCUGGCAGCUGCUGCUGUUCGGCGCCUCGGCGCUCGUGAUCGUGGGCGAGCGAGCGGCACUGCUCUACUGCAUUGGGUUCUACCUGUGGCAGGAGCAGGUGUUAUGGGCGGGGCUGACCUUUGCCCUUUUGUUGCCGGGGUCGUUGGUGCAGGUGCUGAGCUUCCUGUGGUACAGGGCAGAUGGAGAACAGCAGACAUGUCACAUGAUCACCAUACACACACUCCACCUGGGCAUCUUCAAAAGGUUGUGGGACUGCAGUGUGUGUGUAUGGCGUGCACAGGGUUCAGCGCAGUCUCAUGCUCAGCUGGUGAUGCAGCAGGCGGACAUGUCAGCUCUCCGUCUGCUGGAGGUCUUUCUCCUCACUCUUCCUCAGGCCUUCACCCAAACCUACAUCCUCACAUCAACUGAGCUCAGCCUUACCUUUCCAGUUGCUCUGUGCAGUGGUGUGUGUUUGCUGGCUUUGUCCUGGGCCUUGGUGUUGUACAGUCGAUCAUGCUGCCUCACUCGACCGGGACACCUGCUGAUGCCACCCGCUGCCCUGCUGUGCCAGCUGCUGUGGAGGGCAGGAAUGUUGGCUGCUCGCUUCGCCAGCCUGGCGCUCUUCACGCGCUCCUUCGGCUGCUGGGUGAUCGGCGUCAUGGGUUCCCAUUGGCUGAUUGCUGCAUUCUGGAUGGUCUCCCAGCAGACGGACAUCUGUGUGGGCCGGUGGUCCUGGCGUGUAUUUAACCUCGUGCUGGGGGGCGUGCACAUCUUUCUGUUUCUGAAUGUGAAGGAUGGCCCCUCCCGUUUCCGCAUGGCUGGCUUUUAUACGGUCAUGCUGUUGGAGAACACAACUCUCGUACUGGCCGCCUCCGACAUCUUGAGUGAGGCAUCCUGGGAUAGCCUUACUGUCCCCACUGCUGUUCUAUGUAGCUUUCUGCUGGGCCUGACGUCAUUAGUGCUGUAUUACCGUUUCCUGCACCCAAAGUCCACUGAAAUCUCUCAGGGUCUGCAUCAUGGAGCCCACAUGGGCAGUGCGUGUCUGGACCAGGGCGAGUCCUCCUUCUCUCUGGGUGACAAAAGCCUGGCCCCCCCCUCGCUCCCUCUGCCCCUCUCCUCCUCUCAUCCCUCCUUCUCUCUCUCCGGCAUCCCCAGCUCUCUGCUGGAGCACGCAGGCAGCUGUGGGGUGAAGGCGGACGGGGAGUGCCGGCACCAUCACUGGCUGCUCAUCCGGCUAGCGCUGAAGACCGGCGACCCGGCCAAAAUAAACCGGGCGUAUGGUGCGGGGGGAGUUGGGGGGAUUCUAGCGGAGGAGGAGGAACGGCAGAAAGGAGAGAGCACGGACGGAGGAGAGACUGGGUGCGUUUCACGCUCAGACAGCAAAGACGAUACGCUGGCCCCUCUGUCAGACUGCAAGGAGGAGUUUGAGAGCGUGAGCGAGGCGAGAGAGGAUGAAGAGGAGCAGGAUGGAGAAAACAGUGACAGUCUGGAGAUGGAGAGUCCUCUGGAGUCUCCGGAGUCGGAGUGUAAGCGCAGUUCUCCUGAGGGGAAGUCAGUGUUCGGGGACAGUCCAGAGCCGAAUUACUGCCCCACCGAGUCCAGCUCCACACUUUAUUUCAGCGCAGACCCCCAGUCCCCCAGCAGCGCCAGCAACUCGCGCUUGGACCGUGACCCGUGCUUCAGCUUCGGCUCCGGAGCCGGCGUGGAGGCUCUAGGGGAGCCGAGCCCUGCAUCCAGCGACCGUGACCUCAUGCUAGGAAUUCUGGGCCGUGGCGGUCCUCGCUACACUUCUGCUCCCGGGCUAGAUGCCCCGGGGCCUCUGGAAGGCUCCGCCCCUCACCUGAGCGGCCCCCGCAGACAGUUGGUGCUGUCCCGACGAGGCCUUGAGGAUGACUCAGGCUUCUAAGGAAAAGGGACAGUUUUUUUAAGGGAUAGAUUGGCCACCCUUCAUGCCCACAAUGCAAUGCUGUCUAUCAACCCUUAUGGUCUGAAUUUUGUAUACAAUUAAUAAAAUAGACCUCUAAUGUGGUUUAUAUGAUUGUGACACUGUAUGACACACUGUUAUCUCUAAAGAUUGACUAAAGUAUAAACAAGUUUUAGGGCCCUAUCUUAAACCCUGGGUAAGGCACGUUGUGAUGCUCAUUGCUAUCUUACACUCUAUUUAAAUAGCAAUGGUACUUAUAAAUAUGUCUACGGUGAUGGGCCUGGUGGUCUGGAAGUGAGAUGUGUUCAGGUACAUUCUGGCGUACUGCUAUCUUGGCAAUGAAAAACACUGGUGAUCCACUGACUGAAAUCAUCUUAAGUCACCUGUCAGACGUUCAUUGCAUCUUGGCAACGCAGGUGUGCCGCACACACUUAACACACAUGCACUUCCGCUUGCUACACACACACAUGGACAAACAGCCAUUCGCAAACACAACCUUUACAUCAACAAUAAACAGAAUACAAGAUAAAAAAAAUAACAUUGCUAUUCAUUUAAAUUAACUUACACACAUUCACAGCGUUAACAAGCAGGUCAGGUUCCCCUGCUGAGAAGCGCAGAAGUGCUGCGUCUUUAAAAUACCAAUCCGCCAAAGUCAGAGCUCACCUGCCUCCUGGCAAUCGGGGAAUGGCAAGCGACACGUUAAUUGGUUUAUUUCACAUUACGUCCAAAACACGCCCAUGAUUAAUUAACAAAAAAUUAGUACACGCCUUUUGCCUUUUUGAGUUUUGAGACACUCAGGGUGUACUUUUCACAUUACGAUUUCAAAGACGCACUGACACACCCUAAAUCAAGCUGCGUUGGCUAGUCGGCGGCUUACUUAUAGAUCGCUAGGCUUUAAGAUGGGUGCUGUUCCACUGCCGUUGUGCCGCUGCUGGCGCCAAGUUCCCGGUUCUGUGCUUUUCCACCGCAAAUAACCGCGAACCUGUGAUGCAAGCGGACAAAGGGCUGCACGUUCAAGCGUCACAGUCGCAAAGUUGUUUAAACUUCUGUUUCCAGUUUGUGGAACACGCCCACAUUCUAAUCUCUGGCCUGGCAUUUAACUCACUCACUCUAGUACAGCAGACAUGUUUAGCAAAACACAAGGGGUCACUAUUAGCAAUCAUUAGAAAGGUGUUUCGUGACAGUUAUGCUUUAACCCUUUUCUUUUUUUACCAUUAUAUAAUAAAAUAGCCUUAAUGUGUUUUCUUCUAACUUUUCAAAAAUUUACAAGCAAUUACAAAACUACAGCUAAAAAAGUUGAUUGAACACUUUUAACAGAAAUGUUCCUUUCUUCUGAAUUUAAUUUUAAAAUCUUAUUUUAUGUAUCAGCUUCGGGUCUCACAUGAGCCUCAGUACUUUUGCUGGAACUGUUCUAUAAAAACACAUCCACUAGUGUGCGCCACCUUAAUGAAGACCUGAAGAAAGCCUGUGGACAUAGAUUUAUGGUGACGCUAGCCUCACAGCAUCAGAGUGUUAACUAAAGAAGCUAAAUCUGGAUGCCCAGUAUAUCAAUGCUGAUUGGCUACAUCUGUGGAAACUGGUGAAAAUUUGUAUACAUUUUCUCUAAACCAUAGUUUUCAUGCUUUUUCAACAGCAGUGUGUUAUACAGUGUUACUAUUUCUACCUAAAAAACUGUGAUGGUUUUGGCAUGUAGUUAGCAGCAUGCUAAUUAGCCAUAGUAGCUUUAGUUCAAAACUAAAGAAGAAGCAAAACUUCUAAAACCAAACAUGACUUGACUGAUUGACUACAUUUAAGGUAGAACGGUGGGGUGGGUUGAGGGUGUUAAGACUUAUAAAUUCAGACGUUUUGCUGAAUUAUUGCUUUAAACACGAACUAAGCAGGUCAAACGUGUGCAAAUGUUUAAUUGUGACAUAAUAUUUAUAACACUAUUAAUAUUACAUUGUUCUAUGGCUGUGAAAACUGAAAAUAGAUGUUUGUGUGCUGUACAUCUCUGUGUCUGUAAAAAAAAUCGACAUGCUGCAGGUGGGGUUGAAAAGCACAAGCCGCAGGCCGUUUCUCACUUCUGUCUGACUGAAUCUGAAAUUGCUGCCUGUUUGACACAAUCAGUGCUGAGCUACAACCUACAGCAUGCAGCUACUACUUACAGAACUGCUCUGCUGGAACAACAGACAAGCAGCAGUGUGCCUGAUUGGGCAUAAUAGUUAAAGUAUCCCACGCCUUUGAAAUUGCAUGUGCAGCACCUUAAACAUGCAGAUGACUUUUUUCCAAUGACUGCUAUAGCUUUGCUCAAGCUAUAACACAUCAUCUGUUGUAACUAUGCCAAGUAGGAAGCUAUUUUUGAUUCAGUCUCUUCUCUGAUGCUGUUUUUAUCCUGUAUUUCAAAAAGUGUCUCUAAAUCUCUAAAUAGCAGCCCUGUAGCGGCGACUGAGCCAUACCUGUCAAAGCAAUCCGAGAGCAGCGAGCCUUCUCUGGAGACAGCCUCGUAAAAAUAAGAAGCAGUCUGAACAGAACACAAUAAACAGACUGUCCUGUUCUGAACUGAAAAAAUCUCCAUCACAAAUUAUCACCUGAAAGAAAACGCUAAUCUGAUUCUGAGCAUCUGAAUAGCAUUACAUCUCGUUUUCUAUUCUGAAUUUAACAUUGUAAUAUAGGUUUGGAUUCUGUGUUUUUCCAGAUUCAUAACCAAGCCUUGAUGUGAAGUUGUGUAUGUUUUUUUUUCUUUUUUCUUUAUUUGUUUUCCUACACUACUGUUCAAAAGUUUUAGUACCUUAGGUUCCCAGGUGGUGUAACCAUAUACGCAUUGAUUUAAUCCUUAGUGUUGCCACAGCCCCACAAAAAAUGGCUAGCUAAAACUUUGAUAAAAUUGGUGGGAUUUGGCUGCCAGUAAAUAUAUCUAAAUACAGCAAAAAAUUGUGCUUAUUUAAAACUAAGGUUCUGUAAUUUGGUGUUUCUGUAAUUAAAGUUUCAAACACAAAGUAUUUAAUUAACAAAUUUCUCAAGGGAACAACCUUUAAAAAAAAAACACUUAUAUACUCACAUUUGUAAAAUGCAUAUAAAAUAAUAUAUAUUAAGGGAUUAUAGGCACAUUUCUAUAUGUAACUAUUCAGUGUCUACUAUAAAUUAUUAUGUGCACUAAAAAUUAUGUAGUAAGUACUAUAAAUUGUGUAGUAUCUACAAUAAAUUGUUCAAAGGUACUAUACAUUAUUCUUUAUAUAAUAUACAUUAUUCACUAAAUAAGUUGCUGCUCUAGUUUAAGUAACAUUUUUUUCUGAACUUUUAAACUGUAAAUAUUUCAGUAAUUACUAUAAAUUAUUAAACUACAUUAUAAAAUUUAUGAAAUUACCAUUAAGUUAUAAAUUAUUCAGAGGCUACUAUAAAUUCAGUAUCUUCUGUAAAUCUUUCAGAAGCUAUUAUGAAUUAUUCAGUAAUUAUUUUGUAAUUACUUAUUCAGUAACCAGUGUGGCCCAAUACCAUUAAAGUCAGUGUCUUAUAACUUUUGACCAGUAGUGUAUUUCAUGCUUGUGUGCAGGUUUAUUUGACUGUAUAUGCUCUAUAAUUCAUACGUGCAAAUGAACAGUAAUACAGGGCUAUAAUCGCUUGCUGUAAAUGUGUAUUUGUACAGCUGUUAGUAGUUCAUUGGGCUGCCGUGGACAACAAGCAGUGGACUUUUCUCAGGUUAGGAUCAUUUUGCCAGUAAAUUUUAGAAAGAAAAAGUGUAAAAGUUAUAAAAAAAAAAUGGACAAGGCCAUUGAGAAGCAUUGUCUUUGUUUAACCCUGCAAUACUUCUCUUAUAUGGUCUUGGUUUUCUCAGCUGAAAUGGAGCCUGAGUAAGGGGCCUGAGUAGUAAACGCCUUAAUACAUUUUGACCAAUGAGAGCACACAUUUGUUACAGAUACUGAUUGGACUUCAAAACACAAGCUUUAAUUGUGGCUUUUAUUUCAUAGCAACGGUUGUUAAGUUGGACAAGCUUAAGCAAUAAUACACAAGACGGGAGUGCUAAAAUGUUAGUGUAUUAUUGUGAUUAUACGAAGUUUCAUUAUCUCUGUUUAUUGAUUUUGAGUUAAAGAGGAUGAGAAAUACGAUCUGUUUGGUUAUAAAAACUCUGUAAGUUAAAAUAGUUCCAUUGCUGCUCUGUUUGUAACUGCGCUGUUUGGUUUGUAAGCGCUGCAUCGUUGCUAGGUUACCUGUAUGUGGUGGAGUAAUACUGUACAUGGAGAGCUUUGGUUACAGUGCAUUACCAGCACUAAUAGAACACCUCAGCCAAUCACAUUGCAGGGUUGGAACUGAACUGUGGUAUAAUUUUUAUUUUCUUUUAUUUAAACACUCUUUUUAGUAUAAUUAGUCUUCAUUAUGCCUGCAUUGAAUGUGGGUUAUUCUUCUCCAGAGAUAUUUAUUUUGAGUGUGAGUUUUGCAUAUUGAAAGGUCACAUUGUUGUUGUGGGAUAAAGCUAACAUUAGCCUACUACUAUGUAGCAUUUAAACUAAUAUUAUUACAGUGUCUUUGUAAAUUUCAAUGGGGUUAAUAACACCACUCUGUAAAGCUUGUCCAACCUAGCAGCAGUGACUAUGAAAGAGCACGUUUGUGGGCGGAGCAUAGGUAAAUCAGUUAAAAAUCUCUGAUUGGAACAUGUACAGUAAGGCAUGUUAUAAGUCAGGGAAAUAUUGAUUGGACUACUAAAAGCAUGCAGUAAUUCAGGUAAAUCUGAUUGGCUGCCCUGUUACUGAUACCUAAAGACAGAGGUAUAUGACAGUAGAUUUACAGUCCAUUGUUUUACACAUUUUUUCUAUGAUUUAUAAACCUAAUCAUUUUUCUGCAAACACCAUUGUUACCUGUGUUUAUAUUCUGUCCUUUACUGUUGUACAGAGCUGUACAGUUUCUAUAUGUUUGGCAAAACAUGAAGUAAUAAGAUAAUAAUAUACAGCGUAUUCUUUAUACAGCAUUUUCUGCUUUAUAUGAUUUUUAAAAGAACUCAAGGACUAUACAAUGCAGGAAUGUACAGCUGUGCCCCAUAUCACGUGUGUAAAUAUGUGGAAACUGGCGUGACUUUUGACCAGCUACUGUUGCUGUUUUUUUCUGUCCCUCUGAUCAGGGAUUUUGGAAAAGACAAAAAAGGUUUGAUGAACAUAUGCAUAAUAUUUCAUCAUCACUAAUUAUUUGCAUGCAGUUUUAUAAUAACAGUAGUUUAAGAAAUACAAGCUAAUAAUGGAGGUUAGGUAGUAUUUCUAUGUUAAACAUCCAUUUACUGGUUACUGUAGGAGCUUCAUGAAUCCGUUUCAAGCAUUAAAUUAGAGUGUCCAAACCUAAA
Molecule: messenger RNA, 7346 nt
Organism: Astyanax mexicanus (Mexican tetra)
Lineage: Eukaryota; Metazoa; Chordata; Actinopteri; Characiformes; Acestrorhamphidae
Gene: xkr5a
Product: XK related 5a
Exons: 8
Coding region: 116-2023 (635 amino acids)
Biological process (GO): apoptotic process involved in development; phosphatidylserine exposure on apoptotic cell surface; engulfment of apoptotic cell
Cellular component (GO): plasma membrane
Source: RefSeq, a predicted model, not a curated record